AUGGAGACAACUCGGCGGAUGAACAGACGGUCGCGAUCUGGCUGCUACACCUGCCGAGCCCGAAAGGUAAAAUGUGACGAGCGACCGAACGGAUGCGCCAAUUGCGAACGACUCCGGCUAGAUUGCUUCAGAUACAGACAGUCAUCCCCUUCCCUGCCUAGCUCGCGCCCGAAAUCAAGACGAACGUUCCGAUCGUGUACCGAAUGUCGUGUGGGCAGAGCUAAGUGCUCUGGCGAUCGACCGGCGUGCUCCAGAUGCCGGGAUAAAGCGUCUGAAUGUCGGUAUGGAGAUGGGGGAGAGCCGGCCUGGCGGCGGCGUCUCUCGUCGGUAUCGGGCAUCGCUCACACGGCCGAUGAUCCAAGGGGCGCAAACUCGGCGCAGCCAGGAGGAGAGGCAGAAGCCCCGGCGUUAACAUGGUUGACAUCGACUUGCCUACCGCAUAAAGCGAAGGUCUCGGUACUGGUUGAGAACUACUUCGCACAUAUACAUCCAAUACGUUGCUUUGCGUUCCUUCACAGACCGUCGUUUCUGCGGAGAGUUGAUGAGGAAAUAAGUCCGAGCUCGAGUCCCUCCGCCCUCCUCUACAUUAUCUGUGCUUUGGGCGCGCAAUUCUAUGCCCUGGAAUAUAGUACCGUCACUCAGGCGCUUCCACCAAAGUUCAUACUGCGAGCUGGCCACCGCUGGGCAGAGAAGGCAUACAGCAUGAUUCUCCAAGAACUCGACAAAAUAUCGAUUGACAACCUCAUGGCCACCCAGCUCCUAUACGACUAUGCACUCCGAGUAAACAACUUUGCACAGGCGUUUAUGCUUGGCGGCCUCACAGCACGCAUGGCACAGGCUCUGCAAAUCAACCUAGAAUAUUCGACCGACGUACUCUGCCAGGAAACAGGCCGCAACCUCUCCGUACCCGAACGAGAAGCGCGGCGUCGCCUAAUGUGGAGCUGCUUCGUGACCGACGCCCUCCUAGGAAGCGGAGUUGACCAACUCACCCUGAUCGAAGAACGGGACAUAAAGAUCCAACUACCCUGCAACGAACAAAGAUUUAUCCAAGAGGUUCCCUGCAUCACUCGCACCCUGAGUGGUAGUUUGCUCAGCUUCAUCCGGCCAGACUCUAUUCCACCAAAUCCUGAAGAAAACAUGGGCAUAAUGGCCUGCUUCAUCCAGCACAUUCGGAUCCGCAAACAAGUCCUCCGGUACAUCAAACACCUUGACACUGCCAUAUCUCCCUGGCUUCCAAACUCGGAGUUCGCCAUUCUCGACCAGGCAUGCACCGACUGGUACAACUCUCUCCCGCCAAACCUCCAGUUUGUCGAAUCCACUAUAUACACCCGCAAAGCAUCCUCACAGCUCGGAGCCCUCGUCCUCCUUCAUUGCUCUCACCAUCAGACCCUCUGUGACCUGUACCGUCUUGGUGCUCCCGCGCUCUUCAAACUUCGCUCCGCAAUUGGUUUCCCACCAGAGCAGGGCGGGUAUCUUCAGGACAUGCGGUGGAAGCUUUUCCGGGCUGCGAAGGAAUUGGCCAUCAUUAUCGGCAAAGCCGAGUGCCACGGGCCGCACAACCUCUCCGACACGUGGCUGCCGACCAUCACCUAUGACAGUUCACGAAUUAUGUUGUACUAUCUCACUCAGCUAAUCGAUCCUCGGGAACAGGAUAGUAAGGACCUAGUCGUUCAAACUAUUCCAUACCUCCAGAGCAACAUACGUGCUCUGAAAGCCAUGCAAGCAUUAAAUGCGACUUCGGAGUCUCUGGCCCACGCUGCAGAAACAAUGCUACACCGCCUUGGCUCAGAGGCUGAAAUCGCGGAUCAAAGCAGAAGCACAAACAUCGUUCCCGACGAACCCUAUCCGCCAGACCCCGACGACGUCGCCGGACGGCAGAGCCCACCCGGAACGCCCGCACAGAGCGCGCCGGACUACGUGCUCAAUCCACUAACGAUAUACCGCAUGGCUCGUAGGACGAUUCCGGAGCGCCAUGCGCCGGAAAGGAUUGCUUCUACUUCUUCCGCUAUUGAAGGGAAUUCCGCUGUAGCGAAUGAUAUUUCCCCGCCAACACUUACUGAGGCAGAUGAGCUGAUGCUUUUCACGUCGGAUCUGGGGUGGACGUGGCAACCUGCAGAAACGACAAUUGGGUCUGGGCUGGAUCAUACUGGGCUCCAUCCGUGGAUUGGAGGAAUGGGCAUACAGAACAAUUGGUCCGAAGCAGGCGGGUUAUGGGGUCAUCACUUUCCAUUCGGGACAUAG
Molecule: messenger RNA, 2241 nt
Organism: Aspergillus calidoustus
Lineage: Eukaryota; Fungi; Ascomycota; Eurotiomycetes; Eurotiales; Aspergillaceae
Source: the annotation of a GenBank genome assembly